Ascochyta rabiei is the source of this 300-nucleotide messenger RNA. RefSeq lists its product as uncharacterized. NCBI's taxonomy places the organism in Eukaryota, Fungi, Ascomycota, Dothideomycetes, Pleosporales, Didymellaceae. The record is from RefSeq and is a predicted model, not a curated record. The transcript has a single exon. The coding region runs from base 1 to 300 and encodes 99 amino acids.
AUGCGAACCUACACUCACAACCCCACCCCCAACCCCAGCCAACGACCAUCGAACAUGUGCACGUCGUACGAAUUCAACUACCUCCGCUGCCAGCGCGAAGUCAAGCGAAACUGCAAGCACACCGACCACUUCCGGUGCGAAUCAGGCAUGUGCAAGGACGACGACCACGUGCACGCGACGCUGACGAGAGCGGAGAAGUGUCCCGUGCACGCCAUGGGCGAGGAAAAGAAGUCGAAACGUGCAGCCCACAAGGACAGGGAGCGAUGCGAAUGGCCAGAAACAAAUUGCCGGCCCAUGUAG